Messenger RNA from Bubalus bubalis (water buffalo), 1735 nucleotides. RefSeq names its product 2-acylglycerol O-acyltransferase 3-like. Gene Ontology annotation, biological process: triglyceride biosynthetic process. NCBI's taxonomy places the organism in Eukaryota, Metazoa, Chordata, Mammalia, Artiodactyla, Bovidae. Gene Ontology annotation, molecular function: diacylglycerol O-acyltransferase activity. The record is from RefSeq and is a predicted model, not a curated record. The transcript has 7 exons. Gene Ontology annotation, cellular component: endoplasmic reticulum membrane. The coding region runs from base 499 to 1497 and encodes 332 amino acids.
UUCACACUGGGAAUAUACAUGUGGUAUUACUGUGUUUGUCCUUAGGGUUAAGACCCCCGUGCCGAGUAAUGCCUCCAAGUAGCCUAAACACUCCCAGACCUGUGAACACUAGGGUGCGCUUGUCCAGUGUCUGUGAUAUCAUGCAGUCAGGGCUGGGAUCCAGUGGGUGGGCUCUCUGGCUUCUUCCGCAACCAUUUCCCACAAGAUUUCUACUGCACCCGGGGGUGGACCUCGGUGGCACGCCCCUGCCACCUCCCCGCUUCCCAGCCCCAGGGAGUGGCCAGCCCAGACCAACCCACUGGAGAAGUUCAUGAUAAGUGCAGGGAGGCUGGAGACCUCUGGGGCUCUGAACAUAGUCUCCACAUCCACAGGCGAUCCCUGGAGGCCACAAGGGCUUGGUGACUGAGACCAGAAAGGCUUCCAGCAUCCAGUCCGGGAGCCCAGCUGGCAGAAGGGGAGCACCUGGGAGUCUCCACUGCCCCGCUGCCCUCCCCCAGCAUGAAAACCCUAAAGAAACAGCAGCUAGAAGUACUGAGCAUCUACAAAUACGUGUUCUGUUUCCUCUUCAUGGGCCCUUUCUUUUCCUUUCUUGCCUCCUUUCUCCUCUUCACCUCCCUCUGGUGGCUCUCUGUUCUCUACUCGGUGUGGUUAUUCCUGGACCAGGACAUACCCCACCGAGGAGGAAGGUGUUGUCAGUGGACGAGGAACUGGGCUCUUUGGAAACACCUGAGUGAUUAUUUCCCCAUUAAGCUGAUAAAAACAGCAGAGCUGCCCUCAGACGGGAACUAUGUACCUGUCACCCACCCACAUGGGAUCUUGGCCAUCGCAAGCUUCUGUAACUUCUGCACGGAGGGCACUGGCUCCUCCCAGCAGUUCCCAGGGCUUCAGUUCUCGGUGGCCAUAUUGAACAGGUUCUUCUGCCUCCCAGUCUAUCGAGACUAUGUUAUGUCCUAUGGAGUAUGUUCCAUGAACCGUCAGAGCCUGGAUUUUAUUCUGUCCCAGCCCCAGCUCGGCCAGGCUGUGGUCAUCAUGGUCGGGGGAGCCCAUGAGGCCUUGCAUGCCAUCCCAGGGCAGCACUGCCUCAUUCUCCGGAACCGUAAAGGUUUUGUCCGCCUGGCACUGAGGCAUGGCCCUCUUCUUUCUUGUCUCCUCACCUUCCCAGCAGCUCUGGAGAAUGACAUCUUCAGAGUUAAGGCUUUUGCCCCAGACUCCUGGCAGCGUCCGUUCCAGGUCACCAUCAAGAAGUCCGUGGACAUUUCUCCUUGCAUCUUCUGGGGCUGUGGUCUCUUCUCAGCCAAGUCCUGGGGCCUGAUGCCCCUCGCCAGACCCAUCACCACUGUGGUGGGCCGCCCCAUCCCGGUGCCCCAGUGCCCACAGCGCACCGAGGAGCAGGUGGACCAUUAUCACACGCUGUACAUGAAGGCUCUGGAGCAACUGUUUGAGGAGCACAAGGAGAGCUGCGGCCUCCUGGCUUCUACUCACCUCACCUUCUUCUAGGCCUGGACUCACCCCUCCUCACCUCACAGCCCCACCCACCUGCCCCACAGCCCCUGAUCCCAGUGUCUGAGCCCCCACUGACUCCACACUACUGUGCAAAUAAAAGCCAGUUCUCUCACCACUGCUUGGUAGAACCUUUCUCUAGGAGUGAGCCUGCCCACUCGUGUUCUACCUCCACCCUAACUGAUACAGACUUGCUGCCUUAGACUUGCUGCAGGGCCCUGAAUUCUCUUCCCAA